AUACCGUUAACACUAUGAAACAAUCCAUCUCUUCGUAGCAAUAUGGCAUCCUCACUUGCAUUCUUUCUUCCCUUUCUGCUCCUAUUCUUGUCCAUUUCUCAUGCCCAACGCUCGUUUCGGCCCGAUGCUCUCGUUCUUCGGGUGAGGAAAGACGUGUCUACCCUUCAAUAUGUCACCAUGAUCAACCAAAGAACACCUCUAGUGCCUGUAAACCUCGUCGUCCAUCUUGGAGGUCAGUUCUUGUGGGUGGAUUGUGACAACAACUACGUUUCAUCCUCUUACCGGCCUGUUCGUUGCCGGUCCGCUCAAUGCUCCCGGGCUGGGUCCACUUCCUGUGGUGAUUGCUUCAAUGGGCCAAGACCCGGCUGCAACAACAACACGUGUGGUGUCAUUCCUGACAACCCUUUCACCCGUACCGCCACUGGUGGCGAGCUCGCUGAGGAUGUCGUCUCCGUCCAAUCAACUGAUGGCUCCAAUCCCGGCCCAUUGGUCACCGUGCCUCGGUUCAUAUUCUCGUGCGCGCCCACGUUUCUCCUCCAGGGCCUGGCUAGCGGGACAACAGGCCUAGCGGGUCUUGGCAGGGCCCGGAUUGGGUUUCCCUCGCAAUUCGCUGCCGCCUUCAGCUUCCGCCGGAAAUUCGCCAUUUGCCUGUCGGCCUCAGCCAAUGGAGUCAUAUUUUUCGGCGAUGGCCCAUACAACUUCCUCCCCAAUAUCGAGAUCUCGCAACUCAGAUCCACGCCGCUAUAUAUAAACCCAGUCAGCACAGCGUCGGCUUUCUCUCAAGGCGAGCCCUCCACCGAAUACUUCAUCCGCGUGAACUCCAUCAGAAUCGAGGGCAACCCCAUCACAAUAAACACCACACUGCUGAACAUCGACAGCCAAGGCAACGGCGGAACGAAGAUCAGCACCGUCAACCCUUACACUCUGCUGGAAACCUCCAUCUACAGGGCAUUCACCUCCGCCUACAUUCAAGCAGCCGCAGCCAGGAACAUCAGCAGAGUCGCCGGAGUCGCGCCUUUCGACGUGUGUUUCAGCAGCGAAAACGUUUUCAGCACGCGGGUGGGGCCGUCUGUGCCGUACAUCGACCUGGUAUUACAAGGGCAGGACGCUGUCUGGACGAUCACGGGUUCCAACUCGAUGGUUCAGGUUAAUGACAAUGUUCUGUGUCUCGGGUUCUUGGAUGGAGGGUCGAACCCCAGGACGUCGAUCGUGAUCGGAGGAUAUCAGUUGGAGGAUAAUCUGUUGCAAUUCGACUUGGCUGCUUCGAGGUUGGGGUUCAGCUCCACGUUAUUGGGCAGGCGAACUACGUGUGCCAACUUCAACUUCACAUCCAAUGCCUAGAAAAUUAAAAUUGAAUUUCAAUCGUCCGUUUUUAAUAUGCAUGUUUGUGAUUGUAUACUAUUUAUUUGAUAUACUUGGAAUAAUCGGAAGCAUAUGCUAGUUUCACUGAUUAUCAUUAUGUUGUUCAGCUUUUAAUUUUUGAAUAGUAAUUAAAAUAAAAAUAUAUUGAUUUA
Sesamum indicum (sesame) is the source of this 1514-nucleotide messenger RNA. RefSeq names its product putative aspartic proteinase GIP2. Gene Ontology annotation, molecular function: aspartic-type endopeptidase activity. Lineage: Eukaryota; Viridiplantae; Streptophyta; Magnoliopsida; Lamiales; Pedaliaceae. The record is from RefSeq and is a predicted model, not a curated record. Gene Ontology annotation, biological process: proteolysis.